GGGCUGAGAACCGGAGAGGAGCGCUGCCGAGUCGGUGGGGAAUGCUUUCGGGCACAAAUCAGUGUUGAGGUGGAUGACUUUCGAGGGUGGCUGUUCAGCACGUUAUUUAAAGCGGUUAUGAGCGGACACACUGAGUAAGACCCAGGGUACGCUGAACAGCUGCAGGAUCCCGUGCGGAAGCGCAAAAAGCACUUUCUUAACAUACACGUAAUAAAAAGCACGUUUUCCAAGAAAAGCAAUGAUACGGUUAGUGUCCAGAUACGGAGACGAAGUGGAGCUUGGUUUUGGGUCAUUUCUUGGAAUAAUUGGAUCAAACUUGAUAGAAAACAAAAGGCAAAUGAGACGCUGGCUGCCCGCGCAGACACAACCCAGACUGUGUGCCGGCGUUGCAGGCGGUUGUGAUUUAUACGGGAGCUACGUGGUCAGCAGUUUUCACAUGACAAGUCAGCGUUUUGCGUGGCUUCGGAACAGUCAUCCCUGCCAUGGAAAAGUAAUUACCAACAGCUUCACAGCCCAGCUCGUUGCAUCGAUUGUCUUCAUCAGCUUUGGCGUCAUUGCUGCUUUCUGCUGUGCCAUAGUAGAUGGAGUCUUUGCUGCCAGGCACAUAGACCUGAGGCCGCUCUACGCAGGACGAUGUCAGUAUUAUUCCAAGAGUACAACCCCACCGGAGGCAAUCUGUCACCCACAACGCCGUGCACCCUGCACACCCAAAAUAAAAACCAACACCUGCUUCUGUUGUGACCUGUACAACUGUGGAAACAGAGUAGAGAUCUCUGGAGGCUACUAUGAAUAUAUUGAUGUCAGCAGCUGCCAGGACAUCAUCCACCUUUACCACUUGCUUUGGUCCGCAACAAUUUUGAACAUAGUGGGGCUAUUUCUAGGGAUCAUUACAGCAGCGAUACUUGGAGGCUUUAAAGACAUGACUCCCUCCCUUCCUACACUGAACUGUACGGUUGAAAAUGCACAUCCUUCAGUAUCUUACUAUUCAAGGCCACAGGUGACAUCUUACAACACCUACUACCACAGCACUCCUCAUCUGCCUCCUUAUUCCGCAUACGACUUUCAGCAUUCCAGUGUGUUUCCAGCUUCUACUCCUUCUGGCCUUUCAGAUGACCCUCAGUCAGUGUCACCAUCUCCCAGCUAUAUGUGGUCCUCUAAUGCACCGCCUCGUUAUUCACCACCAUAUUUUCCACCUUUUGAAAAGCCACCACCUUAUACACCAUAAAGAAUGGAGAAAAGAAGAAGGAAAUAUUUGCCAUUGAAAUAAUUGCGAACAUUUUGUAUUUAUAUUUCACUGUGGGAGGGAACGGGAGGAUAGAUAAAGAAGAGAAUUGCAGAUGUGGAUACCAGAUUGGACUGCUCUUUCUGCAAGACUUAUUUUAGAGGUUUAACAGCUGGAUAUGGGGAAGGAGACAUAUUGCUGAUGUUUCAGUGUUGAUGAGUAACGAGUGACCUAAAUUCCAGACUCCGUGUUCUACAGUGAGGUUCUCGUUUUUUAAUAAAGUGAUACAAUGUACAUGAUAUAUUGUGGUCUGCCUUGCUCCAUCUUGAGCCAAGCUGAGGUAAGGGUAGCCAGGAUCAAAUAGUUGCCCUGCUUAAGGUGAUGGUGCUUGCAGACAGCUCAGUUUGAUGCUUGCUUCAUUUGACCUUUGGCUUUCAGUUGUUGAGGGGGCUGCAGGACCUAGCUCAGGUCGCUUGUUGGUUGCAGGCUGCGCACACACACAGGGAGGUUCUAGUAGGAGCCAGGACAGUUUCUCAAACUGUAGCACUAUUACUGACAGAAAGAGGUAACGUCAUGGGAUAUUUUCAUGUGUAUCAGAGCAGGACAGUUGGAAUAUUGCUUUUUUGAGGGGUAAACAUUAAUAGGAAAUCUGGUUUAUUUCAGGAUGCUUCCUAAGAUGGGAGGUGAAAUGCGGUUAGAUGUCCUCCUCAGAAUUCUUGUAUAAAUAAUGCUGAAGUCAAAUGUUUUGGGUGGUUGCACUGCCUAAAUUUUCCUUGUAUUGCUAUAAAGAGCAUCAGGAACUGCACAGGUCACUGAAACACAAUGCAGUGAAGACACUUUAUUUUUCCUUCUAUUUGGUUGGGAAUUUUUUUUAAGACUAAUUUUAACUUUUUUAAUGGAUUGAAUCAGCAUCCUGAAUAAGCACUGUUUUUGUAGCUAUAUUAUGGGCUGCACAUAGGGAACUCCCACUGCUAGUUCUCCAGGAUGCAAGUCUCACAUGGAUAAAAUUCAAUACCAUGUAAUGUAGGAUGAAGCUGAUAGGAAUUUGCAAUUAUUGUUGUGACUUUCAUUUAAUCUUCAGCUGAUGACUGCGCUGACUGGUCUAGAUUCGAACGGAUUUUGCAUGCAUCCUGCGUAACAAAAAAGAGGUCAGCUUUGUUACAUGACACGGUGUCCUGUAAAGUGUGGUGCUGCUCCAGGAAGUGAUUUCAGAUGACAGCUUUCAGAUCUGAGCUGCUCAGCCUGAGCAUUCUCAACUCUGCUUACUUCAGGGCUAAAAAUUGGUAUUUCACUCAUUUCCAGAAGAUUUGAUUUCCUUUGCAUCAGAUCGUUGACUCUAAUGCUAAAUGUCUACAUUUACAUUCGACCUUGAUACAGACAAAAAGGUACCUAAGAACUAAGUGGCUUUUGGAGUCUAAAAAUGGUUUACAUGCUAGGAAAAAAACAGCUGGAUUCUAAAAAUGGUUUACAUGCUAGGAAAAAAACAGCUGGAUUUUGAAUUGCAAUCUCUCUGUACUUGUAAUCCUAACAAAUUUGAGAUUCUGUCAGAAUGAAAAAUAAGCACUGCAGUCCCUGAUCUCACUUUUCAAAGUACACCCACACUUUACAAUGCUGUUUUUAAUCCUGUGCAUUUGCAAGCCUUUAUGUUAUGUGUUAACCUUAUCAUUCCACUGUCAAAUACAAAUCAGUGUAUUAAUAAAGGAUGACACUGUUUAUCCAGAAGCAAACGUGUAACGUUUCUCCAACAAUGAAGACAAAUAAAUGGCUGGAGACAGUAAUACAACUCACAGGAUUUAAAGCAGUAACGUAUGCAGAACAUCCUAGUAGCUUUUUUUUUUUUUUUUUUUUUUGAUUGUUGAAGUACAGUGCCUAUAAAUUUGGGUACUGGAAAUAAUUAAUAUACUAGAACUUCAUCCUUUUUAUAUUACGUUUGCCUGAGUUAGAUCUUGUUAAGAAGAUUAUGUGCUAUUUAAAAUAGGCAACACUUCUCUUGAUAAAUCUCCCCACAAAAACUAGAAUUUGGAGGGCACAUUAAUUUCUUAGUAACAGAAAGCCUUUUAUUGGUAUAUCUUGGAAGUAACAGUCCUGUCUCACUUCUGACAAACACACACUAAACUAUUUGUGCCUGUCUAUUAAAUAGGGCUGGAAGGACAGGAGGACACCACAGGACAGGACUUGCAGCAUACUGGUGAGAAGCCGAGUAGAAUUUCUGAGGGGAGCACAACUUAGUGGCAAGGAAAUAAUAAGGAAAUGGUUUUGUCAUUGUUUUUCACUUGACAGAAGUACUAACCUUAGGAAGUUACACAAAUUCUUUUUUUCUUCUCUCUAAUCAAUCUAAUCUAAGGCAUUCUAAGGACUCUUUAAGCAAACAUUACAUUGCUGCUUUAAAUUCAAAGGACAAUUCCAUUUUUACGUUUAAAAUAAUACGGGGGGGGGUGUCUGUUCAAUGACCUGUUUCCUUCUGCUUGAGUAAAACUAAACAUUUAGUGUAAAUGCAAUAUUCUGCACUGUAUCCAUUAUUUCUUAUGAGCAUAUAAAGAUUGUGACUCAUGUACCCUUUUAUUACUUUACCAAAGUUAAAUAAAUUGUGUGAAUUUUGUAAACAUUUACAAA
Molecule: messenger RNA, 3835 nt
Organism: Rhea pennata
Lineage: Eukaryota; Metazoa; Chordata; Aves; Rheiformes; Rheidae
Gene: TMEM255A
Product: transmembrane protein 255A
Exons: 9
Coding region: 239-1225 (328 amino acids)
Source: RefSeq, a predicted model, not a curated record